Molecule: messenger RNA, 734 nt
Organism: Tupaia belangeri chinensis (Chinese tree shrew)
Lineage: Eukaryota; Metazoa; Chordata; Mammalia; Scandentia; Tupaiidae
Product: kunitz-type protease inhibitor 2-like
Exons: 3
Molecular function (GO): serine-type endopeptidase inhibitor activity
Source: RefSeq, a predicted model, not a curated record
CACCGCUCAGGUGCUUACGCUCUGCGCCUGCGCCCUGCGCACCCCGCCCCGCCAGGUGCGCCCCGCCCCGGGCUGGCCACCUACGGUAGCUGCUGCCUGACCUCCGCCAUUGACUCUGGGGACCCCGAGUGCUUGGAGGUGUGGCGGGGUUCUGAGCGCCGGAGGGUCGCUGAGUGUCGCUAGGGGGAAAAGGGCGAGCGAGGAACGGACUGACGUAUCGCGACGUCAAAGGGCAGCGCCUCGGUACACCGAAGGUCCUAGAAAAGGGCUUCCGGACUCUUUGGCCCCUCGGCGACCCCCGCUGCGCCCGCACCUCGACACAGGGUCCUCCACUGCGCGUGCGCGGCGAGGGUCUUCCCGCACCUGAUCGCGAGACCCCAACCGCCGGCAGCUCGAGGCCUGGUCUGCGCGUCCCGUUGGAGCGGGUCAUGGCGCAGCUGUGUGGACCGAGGCGGUGCCGGGCGCUCCUCGCCCUGCCGGGAUCGCUGCUCCUCUGCGGGGCGCAGGCGGCCGACGGAGAACGUGACAUCCACGACUCCUGCCAUGUCUCGAAGGUGGUGGGAAGAUGCCGGGCCUCCAUCCCUAGGUGGUGGUACAACGUCACUGAAGGGUCCUGCCAGCAGUUUGUGUACGGGGGCUGUGACGGAAACAACAAUAAUUACCAGAGCAAGGAGGAGUGUCUUAAGAAAUGUGCCGGUGUCACAGAGAACGCCAUCGGGGAUCUGGCCACCAGC